AUGCUCUUCUCUUUAAGUCAAUUCAUAUCUAUCUAUCUAUCUAUCUAUCUAUCUAUCUAUCUAUCUAUCUAUCUAUUUACGUUUACGAAUAAUUUCGUCAUUAACUGUAUCUAUAAUUCUGUUCCUAUCUAUCUAUCUAUCUAUCUAUCUAUCUAUCUAUCUAUCUAUCUCCUUAUGCUGAAACACCGAAUUUCUUGCUCAAUCUCAAUAUUUAUUUAUUCUAUCUAUCUCAAUAUGUUUAUUUACUUAUAUCUAUCUCUCCAUCUCUAUCUAUCGCAAUAUACUUAUAUCUAUCUAUCUAUCUAUCUAUCUAAAUACGUUUAUUUAUGUCUAUGUUUAUUUCUAUCUAUCUCAAUAUGUUUAUUUACUUAUAUCUAUCUCUCUAUCACCAAUAUACUUCUAUCUAUCUAUCUAUCUAUCUAUCUAUCUAUCUAUCUAUCUAUCUAUCUAUCAUUAACUGCUAUUAAAAAGCAAAACGUCAGGAGAAAGAGCAUUUUGCUUUUUUUAAAAAAAAAACUGUAUGUAAUUAUACAAUCUAUCGAAAUCAGUCUAUUCAUAUCUAUCUAUCUAUCUCAGUCUUUUCAUAUCUAUCUAUCUAUCUCAGUCUUUUCAUAUCUAUCUAUCUAUCUAUCUAUCUAUCUAUCUAUCUAUCUCAGUCUGUUCAUAACUAUUUAUCUAUCUAUCUAUCUAUCUAUCUCAUCUGUUCAUAACUAUUUAUCUAUCUAUCUAUCUAUCUAUCUCAGUCUGUUCAUAACUAUUUAUCUAUCUAUCUAUCUAUCUAUCUAUCUCAGUCUGUUCAUAACUAUUUAUCUAUCUAUCUAUCUAUCUAUCUAUCUAUCUCAGUCUGUUCAUAACUAUUUAUCUAUCUAUCUAUCUAUCUAUCUAUCUAUCUAUCGAAAUCUGUCUAUUCAUAUCUAUCUAUCUAUCUAUCUAUCUAUCUAUCUAUCUAUCUAUCUAUCUAAAUCAUCUAUUCAUAUUUAUCUAUCUAUCUAUCUAUCUAAAUCAGUCUAUUCAUAUUUAUCUAUCUAUCUAUCUAAAUCAGUCUAUUCAUAUUUAUCUAUCUAUCUAUCUAUCUAUCUAUCUAAAUCAGUCUAUUCAUAUUUAUCUAUCUAUCUAUCUAAAUCAGUCUAUUCAUAUUUAUCUAUCUAUCUAUCUAUCUAUCUAUCGAAAUCUGUCUAUUCAUAUCUAUCUAUCUAUCUAUCUAUCUAUCUAUCUAUCGAAAUCUGUCUAUUCAUAUCUAUCUAUCUAUCUAUCUAUCGAAAUCUGUCUAUUCAUAUCUAUCUAUCUAUCUAUCUAUCUAUCUAUCUGAGAAUAUUCCUGAUCGAUUCUAUCUAUCUAUCUAUCUAUCUAUCUAUCUAUCUAUUUAACCUGAAAAGAAAACAAAUCAGUCUCUCUCUUUCCCCCCCACCUCUCUCUCUCUCUCACGCAAACACAUAUCCGUAUACCGUGUAUAUCUAUCUAUCUAUCUAUCUAUCUAUCAAGAAUUUAUUCCAUUGUGUCAUUCAACAACCCAUUGUUAGUGUGAUAUUUGAAUACCAUGUCUCAUUUUCUAUCUAUCUAUCUAUCUAUCUAUCCGAACCGCCUUCACAGCCAUAUGCUUCAUUUAUGUCGAAAGGUAACAUUCACAACACUAUCUAUCUAUCUAUCUAUACAUGUCUAUCUCAGUCUAUUCAUAAAUUAUCUUUCUUUCUAUCUAUCUAUCUAGCUAGCUUCUAA
Molecule: messenger RNA, 1716 nt
Organism: Acanthosepion pharaonis
Lineage: Eukaryota; Metazoa; Mollusca; Cephalopoda; Sepiida; Sepiidae
Source: the annotation of a GenBank genome assembly